UAUUUUGUUUUAUUAUUGCGUUUCUUUUCCACAAUUUAAAGAUUUGCGCGUUGCUACUACCAAGAACAUGGCUUCAUGUCACGUGAUAUUGGACACCAACAUCAAAAGGACCGACAUGAAGUGCCGCUACUGGUUAUACUGUGACGGCACCCUCAAUCUUCAAUGCGUAGUCUGAUACGGGGUGUUUACGAUGGGUGUUUACGAAAACUAAUCGGAUCUCGGAUUGGAUUGAACAAUGGUACUCAACCUAGGUACAGAAAAUUUCCCUAGACUAAUCGGAUUGACGAUUGCUGUCUCAAAUGUAAUCCGAUUGAGGACGAAAGUAUGGAGACGCACAAGAAGAAUGGAUAUAUUUCUUUUAUGGAAUGUUUUGUUUAACAAUGAAGAAAAUGAUGAAAAUGUCUGGGAUGGAGAAAUUGCACGUCUAAGAGCAGAAUAUCAUUUUAGGAUACCCAAUUUCUUUGAAAAUGUACUACCUUUUUAUUCGUUAUCAGAUUUCAAGUCACAUUUUCGUGUUGAAAGGAAUACUUCUGAACACUUAAUACAAACUUUUGGAUUCAAUUUAUUAGAAAAUGAUGAUUCUCCUAAAUUAGCACCAGCAAAGCAACUUGCUAUUACCUUAUGGAUUUUUGGCAAUCAAGAAGUUUAUAGAUCCGUUGCAGAUCGAUUUGGAGUGUCUAAAGACACUAUAUGGAGAUGUGUUUUUAAUGUAGCUUACACAUUAGAGCAACGUGUUCAAAAUUAUAUUAAGUGGCCAGAAGUUCAUGAAUUAUUAAAUACACAACAACAAUUUGCUGCCAUUAGUGAUUUCCCAGGUGUUGUAGGCGUAAUUGAUGGUUGCCACAUUCCCAUUAGUGCUCCUACUGAAUAUCCAAACAGUUAUAUAAAUAGAAAAGGAUUUUAUUCGAUAUUAUUACAAGGUAUUUGCGAUCAUAAAAUGAAAUUUAUUGAUGUGUUCACGGGAAUUUGUGGCAGUGUUCAUGAUGCUCGUGUUUGGCGGCUAAGUGACAUUAAAAAUUUGAUAGAUCAUGAUAGAGAAAGAUAUUUUCCUCAACGUAGUCACCUUUUAGCUGAUUCUGCGUACCCAUUAUCGUAUAAUAUGUUCACCCCAUACCGGGAUAAUGGUCAUUUAAAUGCUAUACAGCAUAAUUAUAACACAAAGUUAUCAAAAACUCGUGUUAUAAUUGAAAGAACAUUUGGAAUACUAAAAGAACGAUUUAGAAAAUUAAAAUAUGUAUAUAUGUAUAACACAGACAUGAUACCAUUAGUUAUACUUGCAUGUUGUAUUUUGCAUAAUAUUUGCAUUGAUAAUGAAGAUGAACCUUUUGAUAAUGUUGAAGUAGAAAAUGUAAAUAAUAAUUAUGCAAUUAUGCCAGCUGAUGACAAAAGAGACAUUAUUGCAGAGUUAUUAUUUUAAUUACAGGCAUUUAAUAGAAUACACAAGUUUUUUUACAUAAAAACUAAAUAAUAUUAUUUAAUGAUUCAAGAACUUCUGCCCAAUUGUACUUAAAUAUAAAAAAUUAAUGAUUAUUCUUCUAAUUAUUUUUUAACAGAAACUAAAUCUAACUUAAAAUUUGUAAAAUCUGCUAUUCUUUGUUAUUUUUUUAUAAGACAGUAAUAUAAAAACAGAAUAUAUAUAAAUAAAAUUCAAAUAAUUGUAUGCAUACAUGAUUUUUAUUGUAAUCAAAGAUACAUAUCUGUAAUCCGUAACAAAUCAAAAAUAAAAAUUAUAUGUAAAUUAACAUAAUCUUUGGAUUUUAACAUGACAUGAAUCGUAAUAUGCAACAAAUUAUACUACUUUACAAUAAUAAAGUUUUUCAAAAACA
Messenger RNA from Solenopsis invicta (red fire ant), 1826 nucleotides. Its product is annotated as putative nuclease HARBI1. NCBI's taxonomy places the organism in Eukaryota, Metazoa, Arthropoda, Insecta, Hymenoptera, Formicidae. The transcript has 4 exons. The record is from RefSeq and is a predicted model, not a curated record. The coding region runs from base 236 to 1417 and encodes 393 amino acids.